Messenger RNA from Cyphellophora attinorum, 1011 nucleotides. RefSeq lists its product as uncharacterized. The record is from RefSeq and is a predicted model, not a curated record. The transcript has 5 exons. Lineage: Eukaryota; Fungi; Ascomycota; Eurotiomycetes; Chaetothyriales; Cyphellophoraceae. The coding region runs from base 1 to 1011 and encodes 336 amino acids.
AUGCCUGAGCUUGAAGGCGCCACCGUGAGGGUUCUAACGGGAGACCGACCUGAUGACCAUGCAGCAAGAGAAUAUGAGGACAACGAGCAAACAGACGAUCCAGAACAGCCCAGACAUAUUGUCCGAUACAUCGAUAUUGAGUCAGGCACUCCAUUCUGCUUCAAGAUUCAUAUCCAUCGCAAGUUCUCCUGGCAGGGCGCGGACGCAAUUGAAGCUGCGGCGUACUUAGACGGGAAAUUUGCUCGAGUUAUCCUUUUUGGCAAGCCGACUUUCGAUCCCAAGAAGCAUUUCUCGUUCAGCAGUCACCUUGACGGCUCCUGGUCCGGUGUUGGUCAUGCUGCGAAACAUCAUCGAUGGGUCUUUGCUGAUCUCGAGACCAGAGACAAGACUGCUUCCGAUGACACUGCAACGUGGAAGAACAAGUACGGCGACCUGGGCAAGUUGACCGUCAAGCUGUACCGAUGUCAGAAAAUAGGAGCUCAGCAAGAGACCACUCACAACUAUUUUGCUGUUGGACAACAAACAGACCUAGUGCCCGAAAAGGCUCUGAAGGGUCGACCAUUAGACGCUACGACUUCGUUCAUGGCUGGUACUGCUGGAGUUGGGCCACGCACCCAAGACAGACGUAGGCUAGAUCACCAUCCGUUCGCUACAUUCGACUUUCUCUACCGCACACGCCGCGCACUCCAGGCUCUCUUGAUAAUCGAACGCUCUCCGACGCCUGUACCGCUCGAAGAGCGCGAUCCGGAGACACUGACACGGCAGGAGCUCCUCCAACUGGAACGACAACGACGGGCGGCUGAAGCUCUGAAGAAAGAGCGCGGUUCCGUCAAGCGCGAGCGAGACGGCAAUGACUCGCCCAGCCCGACCCACCUCAAAUCGAUCAAAGGUGCCGAUGGUCAGAAAAUCUACUUGCUCGAUUCCGACGACGAAGAUACCGACGACGAUGGCCUUGAGGUGAUCAGUGCUCCCAAGAAAGAGGCGCCGGAAGUCGUGGAUCUCCUCGACUAA